GUGCGCAAACCGGCGCACCGUCGUGCGCCGCAACUAUGGUUUUUUGUGAUGAAGAGAAAUUGGCAGAGCUCGUUUUCUGUCAUUGGAGUGGGAAAGAUUAAUGCGAUCAUGGCAAGAACCAUGUUUCGUUAGUGAUUGAUGAUUGGGGUACAUUUGUCAUGUGUCGUUAAUCCAAUGGCCGCAGAUUUUCAAUGUAUGCUUACAUGUGGCUUGCCACCACUUUGCUGACAAUUGCAGAUGGGAGCCUCUACCUCGCAACGCCCGUGGACGUGAUUUUUAUUGCUUUGCCAAUCCUCGAGGUGGCGCGGAUGAAGAAAGGCGAUGAUGCAGGGAAAUUCCGUGAUCUGGAUGAUGUGCUAUAUGUUGCUGGAUUUCCCGGUUACAGUAGGCUGAAGACGCUGCUGGAGGAGCAGUUAGAGCUUGUUUGUGAUGUCCAAGAAGAUAAGAUCCAAAGUCGAAGCAGCUUUACCUCUAUUUCGGACAAUGAAGCACACUUGAGAUGAGGCAAUCCUACAAUGGAACAUAUAGCAAGCAAAAUGAAGCACAAUCCCUACA
This is a messenger RNA of Chara braunii, 555 nucleotides long. The record is from the annotation of a GenBank genome assembly. Lineage: Eukaryota; Viridiplantae; Streptophyta; Charophyceae; Charales; Characeae.